Messenger RNA from Aspergillus sclerotioniger CBS 115572, 1254 nucleotides. RefSeq lists its product as uncharacterized. The transcript is spliced from 2 exons. NCBI's taxonomy places the organism in Eukaryota, Fungi, Ascomycota, Eurotiomycetes, Eurotiales, Aspergillaceae. The record is from RefSeq and is a predicted model, not a curated record. The coding region runs from base 1 to 1254 and encodes 417 amino acids. Gene Ontology annotation, molecular function: G protein-coupled receptor activity. Gene Ontology annotation, cellular component: plasma membrane. Gene Ontology annotation, biological process: adenylate cyclase-activating G protein-coupled receptor signaling pathway.
AUGCUGUCCCUGGCGAUCCAGUCGUUCCUGCACCCGGCCAGUCCGGCCCUGCAGCGUCGGUCGUCGUCGUCGUCGUCUGCGGAAUCCCAGGGCACGGCCAUCAUGAGCCCACUGCCCAACCUGCAGACCAAGGGCUUGAUCGUGAUUAGUGCCCUGGCAACCCUGUCGCUCAUUUGCACCUUUUCUCUCUUGGCUUUUUUCACCUACCGCUUCAUUUUCUGGAAAAAAUACUACAAGCGCUACAUCGGUUACAACCAAUAUGUCGUGCUCAUGUUCAACCUCGUCCUGGCCGACUUUAUCCAGAGUCUCGGCUUUAUCAUCAGUCUCCGAUGGAUCGCGACUGACUCCGUGACUGCAUCCGAUCCGGCAUGCUUCCUGCAGGGCAUCUGGCUGCAGAUUGGGGAUCCCAUGAGUGGAUUGUUUGUGCUCGCGAUCGCGGCGCACACCUUCAUCCACGUGAGCUUGGGCCACCAGAUUGAACACCGCGUCUUUGUCGCCGUCGUCAUCGGUCUGUGGGUGUUCGGAGUGGUCACGACCAUUAUCCCCAUCGCCGCCCACGGACGGUACGUCUGGUAUCCGGCCGUGGCCUGGUGCUGGAUGACGCCCAAGUACGAGUCCAUGCGACUGUGGACCCACUAUUUCUGGAUCUUCGCCUCCGAAUUUUUCACCGUCGUUCUCUACGCGAUCAUGCUCAUUCAGCUGCGGAGGAGAAUCGCCGAAUCGUCCAUCCUGGGAGAGCACAACUCGGAAAGUCUGCGCCGCCUGAAGCGCGUCAUUUUCCAUAUGGGCCUCUACCCAUUGGUCUAUAUCGGCCUCACUUUGCCACUGGCCGCGGGGCGCAUGGCUUCCGCCAGCGGGCACUCUCCGAGUGUGUUGUACUUUUGCGUCAGUGGUAGCUUGAUGACAUUGUGCGGUUUCUGCGAUUCCCUCAUGUACACCCUCAGCCGGCGCAGUGUGGUGCUGGAGCCGGAAGCCCGGAUCAACAGCAGCAACAAGAUGUCCAGUCGACGCAACAAAUCCUCGGUGGCGCAUCAGUAUGGCGCCAGUGUCGACGGCAAGGGGCCCACCAACACCACGAUUGCGCGGGGCCGGAGCGACUCGACCGAGGAGAUGAUCGGCAAGGACGGGCUGGAGUUGACGCCGAUGGGCGUGGUGUUGCAGCACACGACGAUCGAGGUGACACACGAGGCCGCUUAUGACUCGGCCUCGAGCAAUCUGAGUGCAACCAGGGACCGGAAUAGCAUGUACCAUUAG